GUUAAAGAAAAAGGCUUAAAUAGUUUACUCCUCUCUCUCUCUCUCUCUAUCAAUCGAAACCUAAUAUCCUCAAAUUUCAAUUUCUCUUUGCUAUUUUUAUCUCGUAGCUCUGCGAUUCCUGUAAUCAUGGCCAAUGCAACUUCUGGAAUGGCUGUGCAUGAUGACUGCAAGCUAAAGUUUUUGGAGCUGAAGGCAAAACGAACUUACCGCUUCAUAGUUUUUAAGAUCGAGGAGAAGCAAAAGCAAGUUAUUGUGGAAAAGCUUGGUGAGCCAACCAAAAGCUAUGAAGAUUUUACUGCAAGCCUCCCUGCUGAUGAGUGUCGAUAUGCUGUUUAUGAUUUUGACUUUGUGACUGAAGAGAAUUGCCAAAAGAGCAGAAUUUUCUUCAUUGCCUGGUCUCCCGACACUUCAAGAGUAAGAAGCAAGAUGAUCUAUGCGAGUUCUAAGGACAGGUUCAAGAGAGAACUAGAUGGUAUUCAGGUAGAGUUGCAGGCAACUGAUCCAACUGAAAUUGGCCUUGAUGUCAUUAGGAGCCGUGCCAGCUAAAUAUAAAUCUCCCAACUUUGCACUGAAGAGGGUCUUAUGCACUCUUAAGCGAAAUGUCUAUAGUUCAUGGGCAGUGAACCUGACUGAAUUAUGUUACUGGUUUGUUGUUUGAGUUUCACCUUACAGUCUACUUCUGGAACUAUUCCAAUGAUUCUGGUGAUAUUUUUAUGGAUCUGUGAUGCAAUGAACUUAUGCGAUAUGUUUUUCUUUA
Hevea brasiliensis (rubber tree) is the source of this 757-nucleotide messenger RNA. Its product is annotated as actin-depolymerizing factor 2. The transcript is spliced from 3 exons. Gene Ontology annotation, cellular component: cytoplasm; actin cytoskeleton. Gene Ontology annotation, molecular function: actin filament binding. NCBI's taxonomy places the organism in Eukaryota, Viridiplantae, Streptophyta, Magnoliopsida, Malpighiales, Euphorbiaceae. Gene Ontology annotation, biological process: actin filament depolymerization. The record is from RefSeq and is a predicted model, not a curated record. The coding region runs from base 127 to 546 and encodes 139 amino acids.